Akanthomyces muscarius is the source of this 621-nucleotide messenger RNA. RefSeq lists its product as uncharacterized. The transcript has a single exon. Lineage: Eukaryota; Fungi; Ascomycota; Sordariomycetes; Hypocreales; Cordycipitaceae. The record is from RefSeq and is a predicted model, not a curated record. Bases 1 to 621 code for a protein of 206 amino acids.
AUGGCGGCAAACACUGGCCCCAUCACCCUCAGCCUGCCCUCCAAAUACGCCAGCGCAAAGCCCGCGGCGACGGCGGCGGCGGCAACAACCUCAUCACCAGCGCCGCCCCCGCCCGUCGACUGGCUCACGGGCACAUGGACGGUGACGCACUCGACGCUGUCCAUGUGGCGCUCCGCGCGCAACGUGCGCAUCACCUACGCGCCGCUCGCCGCCAAGGGCGACGGCCGCGCGCGCAUCGACGACCUGGUCGAGUACGAGCCCACCUCCAAGCAGGGCGUGCUCAAGACGGUCACGGGCGUCGACACGCGCAGCAGCGACGCGGGCGGCGGCUGGGACUGGCGCGGCAAGGGCUGGCUCUUCUUCGUGUCGAGCCACUGGGAGGUGCUCGGCUGGGGCGAGACGCCCGACGGCGCGGAGCGCUGGGCCGUGACGUGGUUCGCGCCGACAAUGUUCACCAAGGAGGGCAUCGACGUAUACUCGAGCCGCCGCGAGGGCAUCUCCGAGGGCGUGUACGCGGAGAUUGACAGGGCGCUGAGGGGGCUGGGGGUCAAGGCGCUGGUGGACAUGACGACGGAGGACAUGCAGCCCGUGGAGAUUAAGCUGCCGUGGACGGAGAAAUAA